AUGUCACUCUCACUUACUAUUUUACCCGUUCUCCCGUCCGAGCUCACACUCUUCGAUCUAACUCGUACAGCGCUACAAUCGUCCAAUGGUCCGGAUCAGAUGCAGGAUGAGCACUCUUUGUUUGAUGUUUAUGGCGAUUUCGGGACUCUGUAUGAAUCGUGGAGUGAGGAAGUGACGAAGCGUUCGUGUUGUCCGCUGUGUGAACGCCGCUUUACCUCGAAGACCGGCGCCAUUGAGUUAUCGGGAAAGCUGUUGGAUAUGAGCCUAGCGGUACCUGAAGACAUUGAGCGACUAGAGCGACAAGUUAAAGAAGAAGAGGAGAAGGAGAGGCGGCUGGCAAAUGCGCUCAUUCAUGUUGACCAGUGCAAGAAGAUCAUGGAUGGUAAGGUAAAACUUGUAAGGAAGGAAGUUGGCGAUUAUAACAAGGAGGAAGCAUCUUUAACCAAAACUUUGGAACGGCUUCGCAAGAAAUAUGAAGCUCAGAGUUCUUCUUUCAAACGUUUGCUGGAUGUAAAGGUAUAA
Ostertagia ostertagi is the source of this 522-nucleotide messenger RNA. NCBI's taxonomy places the organism in Eukaryota, Metazoa, Nematoda, Chromadorea, Rhabditida, Trichostrongylidae. The record is from the annotation of a GenBank genome assembly.